Molecule: messenger RNA, 3523 nt
Organism: Hippocampus comes (tiger tail seahorse)
Lineage: Eukaryota; Metazoa; Chordata; Actinopteri; Syngnathiformes; Syngnathidae
Gene: dachd
Product: dachshund d
Exons: 11
Coding region: 61-1935 (624 amino acids)
Biological process (GO): regulation of transcription by RNA polymerase II
Cellular component (GO): nucleus; transcription regulator complex
Molecular function (GO): RNA polymerase II cis-regulatory region sequence-specific DNA binding; DNA-binding transcription factor activity, RNA polymerase II-specific
Source: RefSeq, a predicted model, not a curated record
GGCGACUCGUCCGUAACCCACCCCCCACCCCCCCUCCCCCCGUAACGUUGUAAGGUGACCAUGGCCGCCGUCCCGGCUGCUCUCCUCCCGCCGAACUCUCUGGUCCCUCCGCCGCCUCCUCCUCCGCCCCAGGUCGCGUCCAGCAGCACCGGCAUCAGCGCGUCCCCGCCGUCGGCCACCUCCUCUCCGUCUCCGUCCUCCUCCUCCUCGCUGCCUCCCCUGCCGGCUGCGGUGGGAGCCGCACAGACGCUCUUCCGCUCUGAGCUACUGGCCGCCGGCAGCCCGGCGGGCAUCGCGGCGGCCGGCAAACCCGUCUACUCCACUCCGUCGCCCGUGGAGAACAUCCCGCAGAAUAAUGAGUGUAAGAUGGUGGAGCUGCGCGGGGCCAAGGUGGCCUCAUUCACGGUGGACGGCUGCGAGCUCAUCUGCCUUCCCCAGGCGUUCGACCUGUUCCUCAAGCAUCUAGUGGGGGGCCUGCACACAGUCUACACUAAACUCAAGAGGCUGGAGAUCACGCCGGUGGUGUGCAACGUGGAGCAAGUCCGAAUCCUCCGCGGGCUCGGUGCGAUCCAGCCCGGCGUCAACCGGUGCAAGCUCAUCUCCAGGAAGGACUUCGAGACGCUCUACAACGACUGCACUAACGCCAGCUCCAGACCCGGUCGGCCUCCGAAGAGGACCCAGAGUGUGACAUCGCCCGAGAACCCUCACAUCAUGCCCCACACGGUCCCCGGUCUCAUGUCCCCUGGCAUGAUCCCACCCACAGGUCUCACGGCGGCAGCGGCUGCGGCAGCCAACGCAGCCAUCGCAGAGGCCAUGAAAGUCAAGAAGAUCAAGUUGGAGGCCAUGGGCGGCUUCCACGCCAACGCCAACCACCACCACGGGGCCGACGGUGAGAACGGAGACCUCAGCUCCAGCGUCGGCCUGGAACUGCCCUUUAUGAUGAUGCCUCACCCGCUGAUCCCCGUCAGCCUGCCUCCAGCUUCCGUCACGAUGGCCAUGAGCCAGAUGAACCAUCUCAGCACCAUCGCCAACAUGGCCGCUGCGGCACAGGGCCAGAGCCUACCCUCGAGAAUGGUCACCUCUGUCAUUAAGGGCUGUGUGUUGUCACUGCAGGGCUUGCAGGAGCGCAUUCAGGAUAGUCCCUCCCCUGUCCCGUCCUUAGAGGACCACCGAAGGCCCGGCAGUCACCCGUCGUCUCACCGCAGCAGCAGUGUGUCCAGCUCGCCCGCCCAUACGGAAAGCUCUUCAGACAGGAUACCACCACACCACAACGGCCUGUCCAUGAACCAAGCCCUGCUCGGCUUGUCCCCCAACAUCCCGCCUGGGCCUAAGGAGGGAGACCUGGCCCAUGACAUGAGUCACGAAGUGAAGAGGAUGCAUGCAGAAAAAGAUGAUAACCUGAUGUGCACGCCAACAGCGAGGGACAGCUAUGAGCGGUUGUCUCUGGCUGGACCAACUCUGCCUCCUGGCUUCCCCUCGCCCUUCCUCUUCCCAGAUGGCCUGUCGUCAAUAGAGACUCUCCUCACCAACAUACAGGGCCUGCUGAAGGUGGCCAUCGACAAUGCGCGGGCUCAAGAGAAGCAGGUUCAGCUGGAGAAGACGGAGCUGAAGAUGGAGCUUUUCCGAGAGCGAGAACUCCGGGAAACUCUGGAAAAGCAGCUGGCCAUGGAGCAGAAGAACAGAGCGAUCAUCCAGAAGCGUCUGAAGAAGGAGAAGAAGGCCAAGAGGAAACUGCAAGAAGCUCUGGAGUACGAAUCCAAGAGGAGAGAGCAGGUGGAGCAGACCCUCAAGCAGCCGUCACCCGCCGACAGCAUGCGCUCACUCAAUGACGCUCUGACCCCUGAGAUGGAGAGCGACCGCAGCAGCGGAAGAACAGAUGCUGAAAGGACAAUACAAGAUGGCAGACUCUUCCUCAAAACAGCCGUGAUGUACUAAUAGUGCCGACAGGAGCUACCUACUUGGAGGAAACCUGGUGGGAAAAGGGCGAUUAAAAGAAAAAAAAAUGGAAACAAAGGAUCGAAAAGAUUCUCCAGAGUCCAUUUCCAGGGCGAUUUUGUUUUGGGGACAUUGUGAAGCUGCUGCUUGAAAGGAAUGCUGGAGGAAGGUGUGCUUGAAUGUAGAAUAAGCAAGUUUUUUUCUCUCCUUGGGAUUUGAGAUAGUUUUGACCUGGGGAAAAAAAAACAAAAAAAAAAAACGGCUUCCGGUCGUGGAUGUUGAGCACAGUCAAAACGUUGGCACCGACUCAUCCAACCGCAGCACUGAAGAUUUGUUUUUAAUACCAGUGACAUGAAUUUGCCCGUUUUUGUAUUUCAAAUUCGAAUUUUCAAACAGAAAAGACGGAAAAACAUCCAGAGGAAAAUGGUUUUCUUAGAUGACAACGCAAUCAAGUUUCCUUUCUCCCACUGUUGUACAUGCAAUGCCUAACAGUAAUGGGACAACUGGAGCAGAUUGAUAUGAUAUGUGUAUAUAUAAAUAUAUAUUAAAAAAUGUCAUGCAGUAGAACUAAUAGGCAAACAGUACCACCGUUUAUAUAAACUUCUCUUUUUUGGGGUUUUGUUUUCCGUUGUAUUCCUGAGCCAUCCUUCUUUCCUAUAGCUGCCACUUUGUUGAGAAAGCAUGCAGGCAUGAUGUAAAUGUUUGUCCUGGAAUUAUGAUAUUUAAUAAUAAAUCCUAUAUUGUGCUGAACAAACAUUUAGGGUUUUACUCACCACCACACAAAAAAGUUUCAAAUUGAAGACUUUUCCUCUUCGUACGCUCGUACUGUAAUCUUUGUAACAGAGGUGAUAUUUCUUGGAAUUUUGCUGUACAUUUUGGAUGAUUUUGAAUCCUCAACAUCGGCACCUUUUUUUUUUUUUUUAAAGAGAAUCAAGAAACUCGAAAACAAUCCGUCAUUGUUUGUGCAACAAGUUCUCUCGGUAAAGACAGCCUCCCUCCUCCCCCUCCAUGACUUUCCUGGUAUCCCGUUGGAUCAAAAGUGAACUUUUGUCCCUGAAAGACUUUUAAACGUGUAUGUAUAUUCUUACAGAAAUAACCUAAUGUCACUUUUGAGCGUAUGUGUUCCAAUCAGAAGAAAAAGUAAAAGAAGCCUCCCGUGUGUGUGUUUUAUCACUGAUAACUUAUAUAGCUUCUUGUUUUUCCCUCUCAAAAUCAUCUCUUCAUUGUACUUACAAUAAUGUUGACAAUAAAACCAUGUGAGCGUGAGCAAGGGGGUGCGCCCGCUCUUUUUUUUUUCCAUCUAUGUAAAGGGUGGCCGAGGGUGGGGUGUGGGUCACCAAAAAAAAAAAAAAAAAAAAAUUGCAGGUAUGCUGUACUGUAGAAAAUGACUGAGCAUAUUGUUCUUCUUUUGUAUAGCAGUGAAAGAAAAUGUAUAAUCCUUUAUCCUCCUGGUGUGUUUUUGGGAUGGGGGUGCGCACCUUUGACCUCGAUGUGUUUUUUUUUUUAGGCUCAUUGGAGACCCACAAUUUAUGUAAGUGCGGGUGUAACCAAGCUGACUGUAAAUAAAUUAUUCCCUGUGUUCUUUCAA